Molecule: messenger RNA, 1823 nt
Organism: Thlaspi arvense
Lineage: Eukaryota; Viridiplantae; Streptophyta; Magnoliopsida; Brassicales; Brassicaceae
Source: the annotation of a GenBank genome assembly
UUACAACAUGGAACAUACAUGUAAAUUGUACAGUACUCUACAUGACAAGAAGUGGAGAGAGAGUAACACCAGAAAGCAAAAAAGUUUGAAGAAACCCAAAUUCAAAGAGAAAGUGAUUAUGUGUUUAAUGUGUUUGUUGGGAGAUGUGUCAGUAGCAUCAAGAAGACGAACUACAAUAAGAAGCCGUAUUAAAUGUUGUCUUUUGAAUCACUCAAGAAGAAAACAACAACACAGCAGAUGUUUUCAUUAUACUCCACACCAAAUUCCAUUCAAGUCCAUUACGAUGGUCUCUUUUAGUUUUCUCAGAUUGAUUCUAUUACUCUGCCUCGUCUCUUCUUCCUUCUCCUACUCCACCGCUUCUCCUUCUAAUUCUACUACUGCCGAUCAAACUCUCCGGCCACAAGACGAGCUCCAAAAGCUGAAACUGAUCAGAAAAGAGCUCCAGAAGAUCAACAAGCCAGCCAGCUCAGAUGGAGAUACAAUAGAUUGUGUUUCGACUCAUCAGCAACCAGCUUUCGAUCAUCCUCUUCUCAAUGGACAAAGACCAAUCGAUCCGCCUGAGAUGCCCAAAGGAUAUAACAAAGAUGAUGAAUCGGAUGAAGAUUAUCAGCUGUGGAGUUUAUCCGGCGAGUCUUGCCCGGAAGGUACAAUUCCGAUUAGAAGAACAACGGAACAAGAUAUGCUAAGAGCAAGUUCUGUCCGGAGAUUUGGUCGGAAAAUCAGGCGCGUGAGGAGAGAUUCCACAAGUAACGGACACGAACAUGCGGUAGGAUAUGUAACCGGGAGACAAUACUAUGGAGCAAAGGCGAGUAUAAACGUGUGGUCACCACGUGUCACUAGCCAAUACGAAUUCAGUCUUUCACAGAUUUGGGUUAUCGCCGGUUCGUUCACACACGAUCUUAAUACCAUCGAAGCCGGUUGGCAAAUUAGCCCGGAGCUGUACGGAGAUACUUACCCAAGAUUCUUCACCUAUUGGACGUCCGAUGCAUACCGAACAACGGGUUGCUACAAUCUGUUGUGUUCCGGUUUUGUUCAAACCAAUAGAAGAAUCGCAAUCGGAGCUGCGAUUUCUCCUAGAUCUUCCUAUAAAGGUGGACAAUUCGAUAUAAGCUUAUUGAUCUGGAAGGAUCCGAAGCACGGUCACUGGUGGCUUCAAUUCGGGUCGGGUACAUUAGUCGGGUAUUGGCCGGCGUUUCUAUUCACACAUCUAAGGCAACAUGGGAGCAUGGUUCAAUUUGGCGGCGAGAUUGUGAACACCCGACCCGGUGGUUCACACACUUCGACCCAAAUGGGAAGUGGCCAUUUCUCCGGUGAAGGGUUUGGUAAAGCAUCUUAUUUCCGGAAUCUCCAAAUGGUUGAUUGGGACAAUACUCUUAUUCCCGUUUCGAAUCUAAAGAUUCUCGCUGAUCAUCCCAAUUGUUAUGAUAUUAGAGGUGGGACGAAUCGUGUUUGGGGUAACUAUUUUUAUUAUGGAGGUCCAGGAAAAAACCCUAGAUGUCCAUGAAGAAGAAUCAAGAAACGUUAUUAUUAUUCUUGCAUGUAGCAAACGAAUUUUGGGAUUUAAGUGAGGGACAAAAAAUUAGGAAUUUACAAGUAUCUUUGCUGCUAGGUCAUGUAGCUUGUAUCAAUAUAUCAUCACGAGCGAACAUAAUGCUUUUUAGUUACAAAAAUGGUAAGUAUGAAGUUUGGUAGUGUUAUACUUUUAUUUCUUUGUUAUUUUUUUUAAAGGAAUGUGUGUGAUGGCGUUACGGAUUUUGUAAUGUUUAUAUUGAUUAGUCAUUAGUGUUAUUACCAACGUGUAAAUGUUGACUAUUCGUGCGUAC